CUGAGAGGAUCGGAUCGCAUGGAACUUGCCGGGACAUGGAGGAAGGUGAUGCCUUACAUGGCCAUGGUGUUUCUUCAGUUCGGCUUCGCCGGAAUGUUCCUCAUCUCCGUCGCGUCCCUGCGGCAGGGAAUGAGCCACUAUGUCCUUGUUGUCUACCGGAACGUAGUGGCAGCCAUUGUCAUGGCUCCAUUCGCGCUAUGGUUUGAGAGGAAAACAAGGCCUAAAAUGAGCCUACCGGUGUUCAUCAAGAUCCUUGCUUUGGGAUUACUCGAACCCGUGCUUGACCAAAACUUCAUCUACAUGGGAGUGAAUAGCACAUCAGCAAGCUUCUCCUCUGCGUUAACCAACAUAUUGCCAGCUCUAACUUUUGUAAAUGCCAUCAUACUCAGGAUGGAGAGGAUAGUGAUUAAGGAGCGACGAAGCCAGGCUAAGAUUGCAGGCACAGCCAUAACAGUCUGUGGUGCCUUGCUUAUGAUACUUUUCAAGGGCCCCAUCAUCAACUUCCCAUGGAGCAAGCACGCCAGCCACGCCGUAUCUGACAGCGGCGUCCACAACAGCGGACACUGGCUCAUGGGCACGUUCAUGAUCCUGUUAAGCUGCUUCUGCUGGUCUGCCUUCUUCAUACUCCAGUCAUAUACGUUGAGGAGUUACCCAUCUGAGCUCUCUUUAACCACUCUGAUAUGCGCAAUGGGCGCCACGGAGAGUGGCGCGGUCGCCCUAGUCAUGGAGCGUGACACCAAGGCUUGGUCCAUCGGGUUUGACAUGAGACUCUUCACGGCCAUAUACUCGGGAAUAAUGUGCUCUGGAGUAGCUUACUACGUGCAAGGGAUAGUGAUUAAGGACAGGGGCCCAGUGUUCGUGACUGCGUUUAGCCCGCUCUGCAUGAUUUUAGUGACUGUGCUAGGCUCCUUCAUUCUUUCUGAGGUCGUCACUUUAGGAAGGCUCAUUGGUGCGACAGUCAUUGUUGUUGGACUCUAUGCGCUCAUCUGGGGCAAGAACAAGGACCAUGUGAAGUCGCAAAACAGUUUUGACAAGCACGACACAUUUGAGCUGCCGUUCUCUACUUCUGCCGUUAACAAUACAACCGGUCCCGUCCUGGCAACAUCUAUUUAAGGCUCGUGUCCAUGUGACUUCCUGUAUCCCGCACCCAUCGAUUUAAGGCUAGCUAGCGGCCUAGCAUGUAAUCGCCAAAUUUCCAUUAAAAAAGAAUUCUAGGAUUUGCAU
Messenger RNA from Zea mays, 1224 nucleotides. RefSeq lists its product as uncharacterized. Gene Ontology annotation, molecular function: transmembrane transporter activity. The record is from RefSeq and is marked provisional. The transcript has 7 exons. Gene Ontology annotation, cellular component: membrane. Bases 19 to 1113 code for a protein of 364 amino acids. Lineage: Eukaryota; Viridiplantae; Streptophyta; Magnoliopsida; Poales; Poaceae.